Molecule: messenger RNA, 1637 nt
Organism: Punica granatum (pomegranate)
Lineage: Eukaryota; Viridiplantae; Streptophyta; Magnoliopsida; Myrtales; Lythraceae
Source: RefSeq, a predicted model, not a curated record
CGUAAACCUCUCUCUCUCUCUCUCUCUCUGCUCAUGUCUGCUAAGCCCAUGGACAAACCCAGCUAGCAUUUACCCGUGUGAGAGUGCGAGAGAGCUGAGCUCAAGAAGACAGGAACGGGGUAUUGGAGGGGGAGGUUUCUGGGUGAAGGAUGGACCAGAGCAGCGGUGGAAGUUCAAGCGAUACCGCCGGCAUCGGCGUCGGCGGCGGUGGGGGCGGCGGGGGCAUUGUGGUGGGCAAACAGAGGAGGGCGGGGUUCCAGGGGAUCAGGGUACAGAAUCCGUUUACUUUCAAGGUGGGUCAAGUAUUCACUGGCUUUGGCGUCGGCUGCGGUGUUGGUAUCGGCGUCGGCCGCCCCAUAAAUAUGGGUGCGAUUCCGGUUGUGAACCAAGUCAUGAGCGCCACCAGAGGAGCCACUGAUGCAUUCUCGGGUGUUACGGCACAUGUCAAUAAUGCUUUAAAGAAGGUUGGAGCAAAAAACAUCGAAGCAGGCAUUGGGUGUGGAGUUGGCUUUGGCCAUGGUUUUGGUGUCGGACUUGCUUUGAAGCCUGGAGUGAUGAACCAGAUACAAUCUAGUUUUAUACAAUUGAUGACGAAGAUGAUGUCCAAGUUUGGGAUGGGGCCCAAUUUACCCAUCGGUCCAGGGGCUCUUCCCGGUUCUCUUCAGGGUGGCAUGAGCAUGAUUAGUGGGCCUCUAAGCCAGAGUCCAAUGGGAAAUAUGAUGCAAUUGGGCACAAAAUCACUAGAUAAUACUUCACAAACGCUACCUGGAUAUGGAAAUAUGGGAUUUAGUUCCUAUCAGAGUAUUGCAUCUAGUAGCUCUCCUGAUCUCUCCGUUGAGAGUCGUACUGAAAAGGUUCUCAGCAGCUUUCUACAGAAUCCAGUUUUAAAACAGGAGGAUGAUACUAAAUUAAAUGAUCUGGUAGGAAGCUUGCGAUCGGAAAAUAACAUGCUUCAAAUGGUUCUAAAGCACCAGCGGAUCAUUGAGGAGCUCCAGGAGGAGAAUGAAAAGCUUCGUCAGAUACUCAUAGAAGAUCUAAAAGUCUCUCCUAGCAAGAUCGAUACCUCUUACUGGAGUAAACGGUGGUCUCCUUGUACUGAUUGCUUUGAAUGCCGAAGGAAACAAAGAAGAAAAUGAGAACAUAAUACUUCAUUCAAAGUCAUAAUAGGAAAAAGUCCUCAUAUGGGGGCCUCUGAGUCUGAGUUGAGUAAGCAUCUACACCAGUUUACAGGUCACUCACUAGAAGUUAUAUGAAAAGAAUGUUCCAUUCACCACAGCACUAUAAUGUUGAGGAAGAUGUGUACACAAGUUUGAUCGGAGCUACUGACAUAGGUUUUGCUUUUCGGUCCUUCUCAUUACGGGAUACCGCGGGUAUGAGUGGGAUGCAUUUACCAUUCUUCAAGUAACAUGAGCAGCAUUUUCCUGUAGAGGUAAUUUAAGCUUCUACAAUGAGGUCUCUUAUUUUCUUUCUUCGAUUUCGCAGACAAAGUUGAGCUUUCAAUCUAUCUGUAUGAUGUUACUCGCAUUGCAAUGUCAUUGCUCUUUGAUGUACAUCUAGCCUCAAGCUCUGUAUAUUGUGAUAUUGCUAUGGCAAUAUUUAUAGUUUACGACUUAAUUCAUUGCUCUUGGUUGUUCUUC